Acromyrmex echinatior (Panamanian leafcutter ant) is the source of this 865-nucleotide messenger RNA. RefSeq names its product pyridoxal phosphate phosphatase PHOSPHO2. Gene Ontology annotation, molecular function: phosphatase activity. NCBI's taxonomy places the organism in Eukaryota, Metazoa, Arthropoda, Insecta, Hymenoptera, Formicidae. The record is from RefSeq and is a predicted model, not a curated record.
UUAUCGCUUGGCUCGUCCAUUGUUAGUAAAUAUGUGAAGAGGAGAAGUUGUUGGCAGGUGUGAAUUCUUACUAAUCUAUACAUAGAUUUUACUCGGCCGGUCCUUUUGCAAUCAAUUUACGUAUCCACCAAAUGGAUCGCAAUAUACUCGUGGCGUUCGAUUUUGACCACACCAUCUGCGACGGCAACACUGAUCUAGUAGUGCAAAAUUUGCUGCCAAUCGAGAUAUCCAAGGAUGUGCACAACUUACGGAAGUCUAGCGGUUGGAUAGUCUAUAUGAGCAAGAUCUUCGAGCUUCUACAUGAAAACUCUGUAAAAUCACAUCAAAUCGCAAAUGUUAUUAUUGGUAUACCUGAAGUUGCAGGCAUGCAGUCCAAUAGCGUGUUCAUAGACUCUUGGCUGAGAAGUAGGCAGCUCAAUCAUGUUGUGUCGCACGUCUUUACGAACCCAGCCCGAUAUGACAAAGACAAGUUGAGGGUGGACCCAUAUCAUAUUCAAGACACAUGCAAGAUGAGCACUGUCAAUCUUUGCAAAGGACAGAUUUUAACGGAUUAUAUUCAAGAUAAGCAUAAACAGGGUAAAAGCUAUGAGAGAAUUGUCUAUGUCGGCGAUGGAAGGAACGAUCUCUGUCCGAUUUUGCGCCUCUCGGAGACUGAUCUGGCAUGCCCCCGUAAAGGCUAUUCGCUUAUCAAUCAGCUAAAUGAAUUAUCUACCUCCAUGUCGACGAAGGCAAAAAUUGUGCCAUGGGAGGAUGGUACUGAUUUACAAUUCAGAUUGGAACAGUUCAUAGAACUUCCACCUUUAACAUAAUUCCACUAAUAGAUUUUUUAGCCCUUUUUCAGAUGCUCAUUAGCAUCAUUAUUAAA